This is a messenger RNA of Fraxinus pennsylvanica, 360 nucleotides long. NCBI's taxonomy places the organism in Eukaryota, Viridiplantae, Streptophyta, Magnoliopsida, Lamiales, Oleaceae. The record is from the annotation of a GenBank genome assembly.
AUGGUGGAUCAGCAGACUGUGUGUUGUAUGUGCGGCGAUGUGGGCUUUCCCGACAAGCUCUUCCGCUGCAUAAACUGCGGCAACCGCUUCCAACACUCGUAUUGCAGCAACUAUUACAGAUCAUUGGCCGACCCUAUUGAAGUAUGCGACUGGUGUCAAAGUGAGGGAAGAAAUUCGAAGCACGGAAAUUCUUCAAGCAAAUCUAUGCAUACAAAUGCGGUACGAUCAGCCUACUCGAGCAACAAAAUCAAGCAUGAUCGCGAAGAGGGCACGGAGAAGGUCGGAAAGAGCCCGACUAGCACGCCUUCACCCCGGACUACCACACGCAGGUACAAGCUUCUCAAGGAUGUAAUGUGUUGA